This is a messenger RNA of Galeopterus variegatus (Sunda flying lemur), 867 nucleotides long. RefSeq names its product Fanconi anemia group C protein-like. The record is from RefSeq and is a predicted model, not a curated record. NCBI's taxonomy places the organism in Eukaryota, Metazoa, Chordata, Mammalia, Dermoptera, Cynocephalidae. Gene Ontology annotation, biological process: cellular response to oxidative stress; nucleotide-excision repair; interstrand cross-link repair. Bases 1 to 867 code for a protein of 288 amino acids. The transcript is spliced from 5 exons. Gene Ontology annotation, cellular component: Fanconi anaemia nuclear complex.
AUGUUAGAGAUGGGGGUGGUGGCCUCGGUGGGAUCUCUGGGUGAUGGUUUCGUGAAACUGAACCUGUGGAGACACAAUGGGGAAACUAUUAACAAGACCAAAAACCAGGAAUGCACUCUCAUCGGGUACCGCUUACAGCUCAGGUCAGAUGAGCAAAGCCACGGCCAGCCCUGUGGGAAGCUGGAUGAGCCUCAGAAGGCGUGCGGGCGUCGCCCUCUCUCAGCCUGGCAGCUGCGGACACGAGACCACAUCCCGCAGGGACACCGGCACCAGGCACUGCAGCACAUUUCUGAGCUGCUCAGAGAAGAAGUUGAAGACCAGACUCAUGGGUGCUGUGGCGGUCACUUUGACAGCUGGUUCUUGGUGGCUCACUUCGGAGGCUGGGCUGACCUGGCAGCUGAGCAGUUGCUGCGGGCGGAGGCAGAGCCCCCUGCCUCCCUGCUGGCGUUCCUGGUGUUCUACUACAGCCCGUGCGAUGGGAGCCAGCAGAGGGCACACACCACGGUGGAGGUGGGGGCUGUGCUCAGCCGCCUCCGGAAGCUGUUAACAAGUGCCACCCUCUCGUCCAGGGACCUGCAGGUGGCAGCUGGGGAGCACACAGCUGCAGAGCCCAGGCUGCCUGUGCAUCACCAGCUCAUCAGGCUCCUUCUCCUCCACUUCCUGCUCUGGGCUCCUGGAGGCCACACAAUCGCCCGGGAAGCUGUCACCUGUAUGGCGCACUCUGGUGAGAUGACCCACGAGAUCGUCGGCUUUCUUGACCAUACCUUGUACAGAUGGGACUGCCUUGGCCUGGAAGCCCCGAGGUCACGAAAGCUGGCUGGAGAGCUCCUUCAGGAGCUGCGCGCUCACGUCCAACAAGGAAUGUAG